Messenger RNA from Aureobasidium subglaciale EXF-2481, 1257 nucleotides. RefSeq lists its product as uncharacterized. NCBI's taxonomy places the organism in Eukaryota, Fungi, Ascomycota, Dothideomycetes, Dothideales, Saccotheciaceae. Gene Ontology annotation, biological process: proteasome-mediated ubiquitin-dependent protein catabolic process. Gene Ontology annotation, cellular component: GID complex; nucleus; cytoplasm. The coding region runs from base 1 to 1257 and encodes 418 amino acids. The record is from RefSeq and is a predicted model, not a curated record. Gene Ontology annotation, molecular function: ubiquitin protein ligase activity; protein binding. The transcript is spliced from 4 exons.
AUGGAGGCACUGCGGCUGGAGCAGGAUAAGCUGGACAAGAAAGGCAACCUCUCAAGGACGAUCGAGGAUGUGCAAAAGACGAUUGACCUGCUCGUUGCCGCACGAGCGACGAUAGCUGCCGAUGGGACCUCGUGCGCGCCAACACUAGCCAAGCUGAAGCGACCGAUAAAGGCUUCACUUGAUCAGGUCAACUCGGACAUCAAGGACAUCUACUCGGCCCACAAGGACUACUCAAAGGCCUUGGAUAGGAAAUUCAAACCACAAUCCAUGCCUGCUUCCCACAACGAUGCCCUCUCAUCGCAACCCGCCCUCAUCAACCGCGCCAUCGCCAUGCACCUCCUUCGCGAGGGUCAGUUCAACGUCGCUCAAACCUUCAUAUCAGAAGCAAACGCAAAGCCGCAUAGUGCCACAUCGAAUGGUAGCAAUACAAAAGACGCUCAUGAUUGGGAUAGUCUCAUGCAAGACGCCGAUGGCACACCCCUUUACGACAUAAAUCGCGACAGCGCUGGCGCCCUUCAGUCAAGGUUUGCCCACAUGUACCUCGUCCUCGAUGCCCUACGCAAGAACCAUAACCUGAAUCCCGCCAUUGAAUGGGCUCGCCAACAUAGUUAUCAGCUUGAGCUCAGAGGUUCGAAUCUGGAGUUUGACCUGUGCCGGCUCCGCUUCGUCGAGCUGUACAGCCAGUACGACCCUGACGACCACAUGUCUUGCCCUUUGAAAGCCCUCGAAUACGCCCGUCAGACUUUUCCUAAUUUCUCUGCUCGCUACAUGCGUGAGACUUCCUCAUUACUCGGCUCUCUGGCAUUCGCUCCAGCAUUGACUUCAUCACCAUACAAGAGCGUCUUCUUCAAUGACGACGCCUGGGAACAUGCCGCCUCUAGCUUCAUCCGCGAGUUCUGUGCCAUGCUGGGUCUCAGCGAGAAGAGUCCUCUAUAUACCGCCACAACAGCCGGAGCCAUUGCUCUGCCCGUACUCGAAAAACUCGAGCGUGUCAUGGGCGAAGUUGGAGGCCAGUGGACAAGUGUCAACGAACUGCCUGUCGAAAUCCCGUUGCCACAUUCAUAUCUGUUCCACUCUAUCUUUGUCUGUCCUGUCAGCAAGGAGCAAGGAACUGAUGCCAAUCCACCCAUGAUGUUACCCUGCGGUCACAUUAUCGCAAAGGAGUCACUGGAAAAGAUUAGUAGGGGCAACAAGUUCAAAUGCCCAUACUGUCCAGUCGAAGGACACCCCAAGGAGGCCAGGAAGGUUUUCCUGUAG